Messenger RNA from Didymella exigua CBS 183.55, 808 nucleotides. RefSeq lists its product as uncharacterized. NCBI's taxonomy places the organism in Eukaryota, Fungi, Ascomycota, Dothideomycetes, Pleosporales, Didymellaceae. The transcript is spliced from 3 exons. The record is from RefSeq and is a predicted model, not a curated record. The coding region runs from base 38 to 754 and encodes 238 amino acids.
AGACAAGCUGAAGAUCCCUUUGUUCUUCUUUAAUAGGAUGUACCUUCAACCAAGCGGCUUUUGCGGGUACGACGUCUGGCUAGGUAAGAACAAGGAAGUGGAGUUCUACACGCACUGGUCCUGCUUCACUGUCAAGCAGACGUACAACAAGCUCCAGCCGAAGAGCACGUUCACAACACACGUUUCCAACCAUCACAAUAGCGCCGGCGAUUGGAAAGCUGACAUUGCUAUUCAUGGGCCGCAGAUCGCGCGGCAUGGGUGGGAGUGGUACGAGGUGGGGUUCUUCGCAUGCUGGACGCAGUCCGGGUCGCUCACGCUGCUGUGCUUCGAUCUGCCUGCAAAGUCGCAGUCACAUAUCCAGUCAUUGACCUGGCUGCAGGACGUGUCUCGCUCUUGUCCGUACGCCGUGUUUCCGCAGGUCUUGGAUGCGCUGCUUCGGCUGAAUGAUGACUUGGUCUGGGCGAUCCAAAACCACAUCAGCCAGUGGGAAGCAAGGAGGUUGCUAGAGACUGACUACUUUCUCUUACAUAAAAUCGCGAGACACGAGGUGCACGUUAGCGAGACUCUCAGCGUAGCCAUACGGUCUCUCAACGCCAUGCAGCAUCACUAUGAGCGAUUUGGUGCAAACAGCGACCUCGCGCGCAGCAAGAAUGGCCUCACACGCUGGGACAAAGUCGGCAGUCGCUUCGAGUUCCAGCUCGGCAUUCUACAGGACUUGCUCCAGCGGUCUGAAGCGAACAAAGCGCGCAUCUAGAACGAGAUCACUCUAGUAAGUGCAAUCUACGACAGGUAGUAUCCAUCCCUCCCA